AUAUUUUGUCACUCGAGCACUGACAACUUAUGAAGAUAAAAAUCCUAUGAGUGUCAUUGUUAUAAUUUAAAACAUGAAUGAUAAUGUACGCAGCGAUGAAAAAAUAUUCAUAUCCGACUUAAAUAGUGAUAAUGAAAUGACAUUGUUAGAGAGAAGUAAUACUAGUGAAGAUUUUAUCGACAAAGGAUGUUAUAAUGAUCAGCAACUAAUGGUACAAGAUGAGUUUGAAUUAGAUUAUGAAGCUGAACAAUUCGACUCCAUUAGUGAAGAUAAAGAAGAUGAAGACGAAGAUAACAUUACUAUUACAAUAAAUAAUGACAAAAAAACAGACUGUUCAACAGUAGCAUACGUUUGUAAUGAAGCAGAUAAUACAUAUAAUGUAACUAACUAUGAAAUAGAAUUAAAAAAUCGAAUUGACUUGAAGCGACUGCAUUCACAAUCUGAAGACUUACACCUUUUCUCGAUUCUAAAAGAAUAUAGAGACUUGAAACAACAAUACUACUUUCUGAAAAAUAUACCGAUUUCUGAAAGAAUAAACAUACCAAUAUUCUAUGAUUAUCAAAGUGAUAAAGUUAAACGUGUGAUAGUUGUGCCACAUAUUAUUUUAAAACCAACAAUAUAUAAGGUAAUUUACAAUCUUAUCAACACUCCAUGGCUUAUUAAACCUAAAUCAAAAGCAUUCAGAAUAUCGUCAGAUUAUAUACAAAAGUAUAUUGAACAAAUCAAUUCAAGCAAACUUUUUCGAUCAUCAAGCAAUCUGCAAUUAUGUCGUGGACAUAUUGCACUAUUAUCUACAUCUUAUUUCAAAAUUGGCCGAGCUAAGUGCUUAGCAGGACUAACAGUGGCAAUCUUCUGCAUCAAUAAUACGAACGAUGUAAAAUUAGUUGACUUCAUAACUACAAAUCAUGUAAAUAUCCACAAUUUCCAUCAUAACGAAGAUCAAUUAAGAGACCUUUUGGAAAAAUAUAAUGUUAUAAAAAUAUACUGUUGGCUUCCUAAUUAUGGAACAGUUCAUAACACACUUUACGGUAAUGUUUAUUGGUUUAAUGAAGUGUUAAUUGAUAUUCAACAUAACCGUCGCUUGUUCAAUUUAUACGAUAAAAUUAAUAUGGAAAAAAACUUUGAUACGACAACGCUUUGUGUGAAUUCUAUUAAGCACAGUGAAAGGUGUAGUUAUUGUAAUAUGAUGCGGUUAGCUAUAAAAAUUUUUAAUGAUGAAGAAGUAGACAGUUCAUUAUCUAUAAUCAACCGCCAGCCGAAUAUAAACAGUAAAAACAAAUUGAAAGAAUUGGUCUCAUUAAAUUCUCAAAAAAAUUUGCGUUAUCCACUGAAUGAAAACUCAAAUAAGUAUUGUAAGCCUGCAUUACAACUAACGCACCUAAAAGCGGCCACUCCUAUUGGACUCUAUCGCCCAACUUGUUCCCAAAUAACACAACGGUGGAAUAAAAAAUUAUCAAGUGCUAAGUGGCCAAAUUUUGACUGUCGAGGACGUAAUCGAUCAAAAUUAUUUGAUGAAGAAAUGAUUGCUGUUAAUAAAAAUUUUUCAAGAAGUCAUUUAUACCAACCAUAUCUUUUUUAUGGGAAUAACUACCAAUAUGCUCACAAUUCUUAUAACCAUUGAUAAAAUUGCUAAGAUAUUCCUGCUACAAGAUCAUUAAUGAUAAAAUUAAGGGAAAUUAAUUCGUUGCAUCCAAUAUGUAAAGUAAUAGUAUUAAUUAGACUGGCUAAAAAUCAAAUCUUCAUAUGUUU
Messenger RNA from Cotesia glomerata, 1749 nucleotides. RefSeq lists its product as uncharacterized. The record is from RefSeq and is a predicted model, not a curated record. The transcript is spliced from 2 exons. Lineage: Eukaryota; Metazoa; Arthropoda; Insecta; Hymenoptera; Braconidae. Bases 74 to 1621 code for a protein of 515 amino acids.